Messenger RNA from Asterias rubens (European starfish), 1299 nucleotides. RefSeq names its product UDP-GlcNAc:betaGal beta-1,3-N-acetylglucosaminyltransferase-like protein 1. Lineage: Eukaryota; Metazoa; Echinodermata; Asteroidea; Forcipulatida; Asteriidae. The coding region runs from base 109 to 1176 and encodes 355 amino acids. The transcript has 13 exons. The record is from RefSeq and is a predicted model, not a curated record.
GCUGCCUUAUCCAAAGUGCUAAUUUAGUUCGCACAUGUCAUAAUAUUUACAAAAAUCGUGCCGUGCUUGUCAAAUAAAACGUACCUCUCUACUUCUAACGCAAGAAAUAUGACGUCCAAUGUCGGGGUGCAACAGCAGAAAGUUGACGUGUCAAUCAUCCUUCCUGUAUACAAUGCUGAGCCCUGGUUAACUGAAUGUCUACAAUCCGUGUUAGAUCAAGAUACAGCAGCUAGUUUGGAACUUUCAGUCUUCAUGGACGCUUGCACAGAUAAUUCUUGUGAGAUUCUGAGAAGCUGGCAACCAAGGUUAGAAGCUGCUGGUAUCCAAGUUGUUAUUAAUGGACACUCCAAUGAGAAUCCUAAGGGAGUUGGAUAUGCCAAGAACCAAGCCAUCUCACAAAGCCAUGGACAAUAUCUCUGCUUUCUUGAUGCAGAUGAUGUUAUGAGUAAACAACGUAUUGAGAUGCAGUUAGCUGCUACAGUUAAUCGCUCAUUCACAAUAACUGGUUGCCAGUUUAACAGACUACCAGCAGGUUCUACUGAGAGAUACACUCGAUGGGCAAAUACCAUCCAAUCGAAUCAACUAACAACACAGAUCUACACAGCUCAUGGUCCUACCAUCAUUAUGCCAACAUGGUUCUGCUCUCGUGAAACCUUUGAUAGGGUUGGUUCGUUUGAUGAAAGUGGGAAGGGGACCCCAGAAGACUUGUUGUUUUUCUUGGAGCAUCUGAGACUCGGUGGUAGUGUGUACAGAGUCGACCAGUGUCUUCUAAUGUACAGAUACCAUCCCGCUGCUGCCACUAACUCUGUGUCUAAAGAGUCUAUAUGGGAUAUCAGAAUGAAGGCUGUGGAGGAGCGAGUAUUGUGUCAUUGGGAAUCGUUCACGAUAUGGAACGCUGGCAAACAAGGACGACGAUUUUAUAGAUCACUCAGUCACUCCAGUCAGAAAAAGGUUGUUCAAUUUUGUGACGUUGACCCCGUAAAGAUUGAGAAAGGAGUGUAUGUCUAUGAGGAUUGCAAGGAAGUUCCCAAGCCUAGAGUUCCAAUCAUUCAUUUCAGUCAAGCCAAGCCUCCUUUCAUCAUCUGUGUCAAAAUGGACCUUACCAACGGCAACUUUGAAAGUAAUCUUGAGUCUCUUAACCUGAAAGAAGGAGAAGAUUACACCUUAUUCAGCUGAUAGUCAGAAGGACUAACUCAAGUCUACUCUAGGAAAUGAGGAAAUAUCCGAGGGCACUUCUGUCAAAGUCUCCCGGCUCUUUCAUAGCUCGCUGGACCUCUGGGUAGACAAAGUGACCACCCA